AUGUUCGGAGUUUUGAGGAGGUCGGUGGGUCUCGGUAUGAUAAGCCGCAGCAUGGCGAGUACUCGACUUUAUUCUCUUUCACACAAUACAUGGAGCCAGCCUAUGGUGAUACCUACCGUGAUAUGUGCCUUGAACCCCCAGAUUCCUGCGCUUUCCGCUGUGCAAUGUUCACCAUCACAGGCUGACAAGGCUGACGAGAACGGCAUGUUGCUGGACAGCGUGAUGCGAAAGAGGAAGCUGAAGAUGAAGAAACACAAGCUGCGCAAGCGCAGAAAGGCGCAGAAGGCCGAGAAGAGAAAACAGUCGCAGGGCAACUGA
Messenger RNA from Lachancea mirantina, 318 nucleotides. The record is from the annotation of a GenBank genome assembly. Lineage: Eukaryota; Fungi; Ascomycota; Saccharomycetes; Saccharomycetales; Saccharomycetaceae.